UUAAUGCUUAGUGAAAAUGACUCAGAGCAAUGGUUUGUUAAUAUUUAUAGAAAGUGUUGAAGCUUAUCCCCAAAUGCCUAUAAAAUGCUGGAUGUAAUUUAGUAGUUGUCACUGACAAGGGAGUUAGCAUAGUGAUUCUCCUCCAGGUCAUAAGAUGAGAGUGAUUCUGCAUUGUGGUGUGAUCGCUGCCCUUCUCCUGUCUGUGGCUUGGGCCACCCCACAGGGCGCUGAUGACCAUGAGGGCCACGACCACGGGCCCCACACAGCAGAUCACCACCACCACCUCCAUCAUGGUGAGGAUGAGUCUCAUCCGCAGCAUGAGGGCCAACAGAUCUACACACUUCGGCAACCCAAUGCUGAGUUUGCCUUCGCUCUCUACAAGAAACUGAGUGCCUUACCUGAGCCCCAGUCAAACAUCUUCUUCUCCCCACUGAGCAUAUCCAUGGCUCUGUCCAUGCUGGCUCUUGGGGUCAAAGGUGAUACCUUCUCCGAGCUCUAUCAGGCUCUAGGCUAUGCUGAACUUACCCCUGAAACUGUCAAUGAGGCCUAUGAGCACAUCUUUCACAUGCUGGGCCAUGAAAAAGAAAACAUGCAGCUUGAUUUAAGCAGUGCUGUUGCACUUCGGUCAGGAGCCAGUGUCGUGGAUAAGUUCCUAGGGGACGCCAAACAUUAUUUUGAGAGCGAACUAUUCACUGUUGACUUCACCAAACGUGACGUGGCCAUUGAGGAGAUCAACAAAUACAUUGCUCAACAAACCAACAAUACAAUCACUGACAUGGUGAAGGAGGUGGAGUCAGACACGCUUAUGAUACUAAUUAACUGCAUUUACUUCAGGGGGGAAUGGCAAAAAAUGUUCAACACGAAACUAACAAAACAAGCAGACUUUCAUGGGGAUGAAAACACAAAGGUGAUGGUUGACAUGAUGCAGACUGAGGGUGAGUUUGAAUUCUAUGAGGACAAAGAGAACUUCACCACUGUGCUCAGGCUUCCGUACAAGGGCAGUGCAUCUAUGAUCAUCGUCCUACCUGACGAGGGGAAGAUGAAGGAGGUUGAGGACAGCAUCAGCACCUCCCACCUCAAACACUGGAUUGGAGCAAUGACAAAAUGGCUCGUCAGGAUUCAUAUGCCAAAAUACUCUGUUUCUGGAAAAUAUUCACUAAAGGACACCUUGAAAGCGAUGGGUGUUGUCACUGCUUUCUCACCUACUGCAGACUUUUCUGGAAUGACAACUGAACAAGCAGUCCUAGGAAAGGUGGAACAUCAAGCAGUCCUCCGUGUCGAUGAGAAAGGCUCAGAGGCAGCCGCAGUCACCACUGUGGAGAUUGUAAUGAGAACUGCAGCUGAACCUCUCUUUAUUGAAAUCAACAGGCCUUUCUUUGUGUUCAUCACAGACAGAAGCACCAAAAGUAUUCUCUUCAUGGGCAAGAUCUCAAACCCAAAUCCAAAAUCAAUCAUCUUCCCCUUUGCUGCCUGCAGCCCCAUGCAUGGCCACUACAAAGUCUGCAAGGGGUGCAUGGGGGCUGUUACAUCCACAGUGGCAACAGACAUGAUUAAGAAGCAGAGAUUACCAGCUGAGCUGCUGUACUUUGACGAGAAGCUCACCAGCAAAGCAGACUUCCACGUGGAUGAGAACACCAAAGUGACAGUGGACAUGAUGCAGAGGUCUGGCCGCUAUGACCUCUACGAGGACCAGGACAACUUCAGCACUGUGCUAAUGCUGCCCUACAAGGGAAACGCCGUAAUGAUGAUCGUGCUGCCAGAUGAGGGGAAGAUGAAGGAGGUUGAGGCUUUGAUCUGCAAAGAUCACCUCAUACAUUGGCACGAAAACCUCUUCAGAAGCUAUGUUGACAUCUUCCUGCCAAAAUUCUCCAUCUCCACUGACGUCCCCCUCAAAAACAUUUUGACAGAAAUGGGGAUAGUCAGUGCAUUCACGGACGCUGCAGACUUCCCUGGCAUUUCAGAGGAGACCAAGGUCAAAGUGUCAAAGGUGACUCACAAAGCAGUCUUGAGUGUUGAUGAGAAGGGCACUGAAGCCGCUGCGGUCACCACCAUCGAGAUCAUGCCCAUGUCCCUCCCCUAUGUCAUCAACCUCAACAGGCCUUUUCUGGUUUUGAUCCUGGAGGACAGCACCAAGAGCAUCCUCUUCAUGGGCAAGAUCACAAACCCAACAGUCUAAACUGAGCUGUGUCAAAAAAGAGGCCUGUAAGAAGACUUGUGUGUCUAUGUAAGCGUGCGCGCGUGUUUCUGUGUGUUUUUCUUAAACGUGGGAAUGUUACUAUUCAUAAAGUUACGGAUAUACAGUAUUUCUGUUCUUGGUGAUAAUGUCAUCUUGACCUAUGUCUUCAAAUAAAAAAACGUACAAUACAUGUUUACAAAA
Molecule: messenger RNA, 2377 nt
Organism: Clupea harengus (Atlantic herring)
Lineage: Eukaryota; Metazoa; Chordata; Actinopteri; Clupeiformes; Clupeidae
Product: alpha-1-antitrypsin homolog
Exons: 10
Coding region: 155-2176 (673 amino acids)
Source: RefSeq, a predicted model, not a curated record